Messenger RNA from Fusarium vanettenii 77-13-4, 909 nucleotides. RefSeq lists its product as uncharacterized. Gene Ontology annotation, molecular function: oxidoreductase activity, acting on the CH-OH group of donors, NAD or NADP as acceptor. NCBI's taxonomy places the organism in Eukaryota, Fungi, Ascomycota, Sordariomycetes, Hypocreales, Nectriaceae. The transcript is spliced from 3 exons. The coding region runs from base 1 to 909 and encodes 302 amino acids. Gene Ontology annotation, cellular component: cytoplasm. The record is from RefSeq and is a predicted model, not a curated record.
AUGCCCUCAUUACUGGGGCUGGCUCAGCUGAUAUCGACACAAGGCAUCAACUUGUGCUUCGCUCGUAUGCUUCUCGAAAAGGGCUGUUCAGUUCUCAUCGCCGACCUUAAACUUCAACCAGAAGCUGAGGAGCUUCUUAAGAAAUACCCCUUCCCGGCUGCUGAGGGCCAAGCCGGCGCCUUCUUUCAAAAGACCAACGUUGCAUCUUGGCCAGACCUAAGCUCGGUGUGGAAGACGGCCGUGGAUAAGUUCUCAUCUGUCGACAUUGUCGUCGCAGGCGCUGGCCUCUUUGAGCCCAAGUGGGCGUCCUUUUGGGAGGCUCCCAAGACGGAGAGUAACCCAGACACAGUCUCUGCCGACCCUGCAGAUGCGGAUCCAGGUCAUUAUGCUGUUUUGGAUGUCAAUCUUGCAUCUCCCAUCCGGUUGAGUCAGUUGGCUAUCGGUCACUGGACCAAGGCCAAGCAGAAGGGGACUCUUGUCCACGUUGGUAGCAUGGCAGGCUAUGGUGCGGGCAUCACGACGCCGCUGUACUUUGCGAGCAAGCAUGGCUUACAUGGCUUCGUGCGGUCCCUAGGAGGACUGCGCGAUGAGCUUGGAAUCCGCGUGGGAUGUGUAGCUCCCGGUGCAGUGAGGACGCCUCUCUGGCACGAUGACCCGACCAAGGCUGUGAUGCUGGAUAAAGACACGAUCCUUAUCGAACCCGAAGAGAUUGCCCGGGGCAUGUGGCAGCUCGUCGUAAACGAGGACCUCGGCGACGGAACGAUCCUCGAGGUUACCAAGGGCGCCACGAGAGUGGUUCCUCUAUUCAACGCACCAGUGCCCACCGGCGAGGGCAUUCUGGUACCGGGCUAUGCAGCAUCCAUGGGGACAUUGUACGAGAAGCUGAGGAACGAGGGCUUGAGUGUAUGA